CACCCAUACUUGCGCAGAAGUAGGCGCGAAGUACUUUCCUAAUAUAAUGCCAAAAAUCAAACAUUUUCUGAAAGUUAGGGGCAGUUAGGAGGUAUGCUGCUCACACCUCAAAGUUAUGUAGAAUUUCCAAGAGCAGCACUAAUAGAAGUUCCCAGAACUAAAUUCAGGAGGUAGUACGUUGUAUGUACGCUCAAGUGCACGGUUUAUCACUGUAAGCUGUCUUCAUUGCCUGUCACAAAAUCGGGGGUACGACCUCACCAUAGCCCUUGCCAUCCACCCAUUCAGCUACCAAUCACGAUCUUGACAAUGAUAACAUCGCAAUUCAAUUCGCUGGAGAGAUCGGAAAAAAGAUGACAUGGAUAAACAGCGGUGGUACUAACGGAGGAAUGUAUGGUAAUUAAUGGGCGGAGCAAAAGGAAAAACAAAAAAACAUGGCAGGAGCUGCACGUUAGGGUGGGAUGAGUAUGUUUCGUUAAAACGAAGGUACGAAAGGGACAUAGAGCAAGUGUAUCUUGAAUAAAGUAUAAUAUGGCUACGCGGUCGAGCGGGGGAAAUAACAGUAACGGUGGUGGAGGAACGUCAUCUUCUGGGCCUCAGCAGCAACAAGCUACGUUUGAGUGUAACAUUUGUCUGGAUACUGCACGGGAUGCUGUCAUCAGUCUAUGUGGGCACUUGUUUUGCUGGCCGUGCCUGCAUCAGUGGUUAGAAGUUCAACCAGACCGUCAAGAGUGCCCUGUGUGUAAAGCAGGUAUUAGCAGGGAAAAGGUGAUUCCAGUUUAUGGAAGGGGGAGCACCAGUCAGCAGGACCCCAGGUUAAAAACUCCUCCUAGACCUCAGGGACAGAGAACAGAACCAGAGAGCAGAGGGGCUUCUCAGGGCUUUGGAGAUGCUGGUUUCCACAUGUCCUUUGGGAUUGGAGCGUUUCCCUUUGGGAUCUUCACUACAGUAUUUAAUAGUAAUGACAAUUAUGGCAGAGCAGAUUAUGAUGGUGGUCAUCAGGGAAACGGGAACAGUAGCUGGCAAGAUUCACUCUUCCUCUUCAUCGCAAUAUUUUUCUUCUUUUGGUUGCUCAGUGUGUGAUUAAGCCUGGGAAGCUGACUGGAAAAUGAGGAAGUGAAUGACACGAGAAAACAAUUGACAAAUGUCAUCCUUCCCUUGGACAUCUCCGACACCGUCAGGCUGUAACUUGCAAGGAGCUGGUGUCGCUGUUUGGAAAGCAAUCUAACUACCCAAGAGUGAAGAAUAAAAACACUUACCGAAUGAAGAUGUCAGAACAGUAUUAAGCCAGAAAUGAGAGAGGCUGUGCUUUUUAUUCUUGUAUGCUCGAAUCACUGAAGGAUCAUCUUCCCUUUGGUAAUAAGAACAAGGGUGACACUACAAAUGUUAUCCUUUUACCUUUAUGCUCUCUGGAAUGCCUUGGGCAUUUUUUUCAUCCAUUUUAGUCUACCUUAACGAUCACAUUUGUUCUUCAAGGGGGGGGGGGUAUUGCUGUACACUUGUAAAGUACCCACACCCCUUUGAAAAUUCUCCUUCAGUGUUUCAAGCUAUAUGUGUGCAAAUAUUUAUUUCCUUCUGUGCACAUGGUACUUAGCGCUGUGUAAAUGGAUACUGUACAGUGGUGUCAUCUUACAGAAUGGAGAAAAUGCUCUUUGAUAUUUUUUUUUCCAAACAUCAGGUUAAGGGUUUGCUGAAAAGUCACUACAUGUAAAGUCUUUUAAAUCUUUUUAUGCAUAUUCCUAGAACUGCACAUGCCUCAUCUCUUUUGAGUACUGAACAUCUGAGGUGAAGGGCUUUCUUGAGAGUAAAACAGUGAUUUGUUAUCUCUCUAGCUAGUCAGUGGCGAUUACCCAGUACUGAACUUAUAAAUUCAACGGCAAGAUUUUCUUUUUUUUACUUGUUUCCUGUGUGUGUGUGUCUGUGCGUGCACGCACUAUUGUUUUUGUUAGGGCACGAAAGAUUUUGUACUAAAGACAGCAAAGCUGUGAAUUCAGACAUAACUUUGUACUUUUUCAUCUCUGUGAAAACAGAACAGCUUUAGAUACAUUAUAUGUUUAUAACUUGUAUCUGCUUGCAGUAUGUCUGUAGACACAGUGCUUGAGUUUGGGAUUGUUCAUCUGAACAUGUUGUGGUUGCAGUGGAAAACAGUUCAUUUAUGUGUAAAGGAGUGGCAGUGUGUGAGGUGUACAUUUUUUAAUUAAAUGGAUACUGGCCUAA
This is a messenger RNA of Protopterus annectens (West African lungfish), 2214 nucleotides long. It is a transcript of the gene RNF5, whose product is annotated as ring finger protein 5. Gene Ontology annotation, biological process: ubiquitin-dependent protein catabolic process. The record is from RefSeq and is a predicted model, not a curated record. Gene Ontology annotation, molecular function: metal ion binding; ubiquitin protein ligase activity; ubiquitin-like protein conjugating enzyme binding. Bases 529 to 1080 code for a protein of 183 amino acids. Lineage: Eukaryota; Metazoa; Chordata; Ceratodontiformes; Protopteridae. The transcript is spliced from 6 exons. Gene Ontology annotation, cellular component: endoplasmic reticulum.